AUGUCUCAAUCCAAAGGCGUCGCCCUCAUAACCGGUGCAGCACAAGGCAUUGGUCGUGCGAUAGCGGUCAGAUUAGCCCAAGACGGCUUUGACUUAGCGCUCAAUGAUCUCCCCGGGAAGAAAGAGGUACUGGAAGACUUCGCAACCGAACUUCGGCGAGGCGAAGGCUCAGAGAGCUCCUAUCGUCCUAGAACAUGCAUUGUGACUUGCGAUGUCAGUAAAGAGGACGAGGUGACGAACAUGAUUGAUACUGCAGUUGACGUUCUAGGGAGCUUGGACGUUAUGGUCGCAAAUGCUGGAAUCAGUGCCAUGGUAGAUAUCUUAAAUGAAACUCUAGAAGGCUGGGACCGCAUGAUGAGAAUCAAUGCCACCUCUGCAUUCCUGUGCUAUAAAUACGCCGCAAUCCAGAUGGUGAAACAGGGACGUGGCGGUCGCAUUAUCGGUGCCAGCUCCAUGGUAGGAAUACAAGCCACGUCCCCCUUGAUGUCGUACAGUGCAAGUAAAUUUGCUGUCAGAGGCAUAACGCAAGCGGCUGCUCUGCAACUUGGACAAUACAAAAUUACGGUCAACUCCUAUGCUCCAGGAAUUAUAGCAACGCCCAUGGUCGUUGCGUCGAAGUCUCAAAUUGUAAAGCGAGGCGACAAGGUCGACUACUUCCAAAAGACGAUUGACACCUCUGCAGUCGGAUAUGUCGGACAGCCGGAAGAUGUUGCCAGCGUUGUUGCAUACCUCGCUUCCAAGGAGGCCCAUUUCGUCACAGGCAAGUUUCCCUUUCCGCAAGGGUUGUAUCUGAACUAA
Molecule: messenger RNA, 798 nt
Organism: Suillus bovinus
Lineage: Eukaryota; Fungi; Basidiomycota; Agaricomycetes; Boletales; Suillaceae
Exons: 7
Coding region: 1-798 (265 amino acids)
Molecular function (GO): oxidoreductase activity, acting on the CH-OH group of donors, NAD or NADP as acceptor
Source: RefSeq, a predicted model, not a curated record